GUGGCGUCUGUCGGUAAGUUUGUGUACGUGUGCACAAAGGGAGAGAUAUUCAGUCCUGAGUGAAUGGCCAUCAUUAUCUGUACUGUCCCACUGUGACUGGAUGAACUUUGGAUUUUCAAUGUCAGAGACUGGGAAGAUGAUGCUCCCCUCUCUUCUUGGGAUCUUGUGCUUGAUCUCUUCAGUUUUUUGUGUGAGGCAGCCAGCUGAUGAUUACUGGGGUGAGUAUGGGCCGUAUGGAGCCUGCAGCCGCACCUGUGGCACCGGAGUAGCCGUGAAAACUAGGGUCUGCAACACCAUAAGGAUGGAUGGUGGACACAAUUGCGUGGGGCCAUCCAAAUCCUACAAACUCUGUAACACACAAGAAUGCCCUGAUGGACCCAGAGAUUUCCGUGAAGAACAGUGUUCUCAGUUUGACCGCAUUGAAUUCCAGGGAAAGCGUUACACCUGGCUGCCAUAUUAUGGAGCUUCAAACCCAUGUGAGCUGGUGUGUGUGCCCAGAGGAGAGAACUUCUACUAUCGUCACCGACCCACUGUGGUGGAUGGCACCCCAUGCUACGUGGGCCGUAGAGACGUCUGUGUGGAGGGUGUCUGCAGAGCGGUAAGCCAUGAGGAGAUUGUGGAAGUUGAAGAUCACUCUUUUCCUGUCUCGCCCAGACAUGGUCCUAGGGCAGCUUCCCAUAUAAUAGAUACUUUCCGGUACACAUAUGACUCCUAUUCAGAGUGUUCAGUUCACUGUGGUGGAGGCAUGCAGAGCCGUACUGUGCAUUGUAUUAAUGAGAGAACAUCAGCAGCCGUAGAUGAAUCCCACUGCAUGGCACAAGGCCUCAGGAGACCAACUUCCCAGCUAGCCUGCAACCAGCACCCCUGUGCCGAGUACAGUGUCGGUCCCUUUGGCGAUUGUUCAGUGACAUGUGGUGAGGGACAUCAGACACGAGAGGUGUUCUGUGUCGGGGGCAGAGGGGAGCACAUUCCUGAGCACCACUGUAGUGGUCUCUCACGCCCACAUGAUGUCAGAUCCUGUCAGAGACCAGCUUGCCACCAAGUCUUUAAAUACUACACUGGGGACUUUAGCCUGUGUACCCAUAGCUGUGGAACUGGCACUCGGGAGCGCAAGGUGGUGUGCAUGGAUUUGGAUCACAAUCAAUAUGGAGAUGAAAGAUGCGCUUAUCUUAGCAGACCUCAUGCUGUGGAGAACUGCAACACACAGCCCUGCCCCGGCGCACAGAUGGUGCCCAGCGUGCAGGACCCCAGUGGUUAUGAGAGCUCCUUGCGUGGAUUUGUACCUCAUACCCAUGAUGCGCACUCAGUUCAUAGACCAAGCGAUCCAUACCCUCCUGUGUCUGGCCCAAAUUGUGCCCAGUCAUAUUAUGGCUGCUGCCCUGAUGGCCAUACUGCAGCCUCUGGCCCUCAAGGAGAAGGCUGUGCUCGGGAAGAUUGUUACAGGAUGAGAUAUGGCUGCUGUCUGGAUGGAGUAACAGCUGCACAAGGUUUUGGAAGAGCAGGAUGUCCUGAUUCCAUCUAUAGGGAUUAUAGCCCAGUCCGUCAGUCCUCUGCUAGUGCAUGCUCUUUGGCACAAGAUGUUGGGUCCUGCUAUGAAUGGACAUCUCGUUUCUACUUUGAUUCUUCCUCUGGAUCCUGCUCACAGUUCUGGUAUGGUGGUUGCCAAGGCAAUGGCAAUAACUUUGUAACCAAGGAGGAAUGUGAGCAGACAUGCAAGGGUGCUGCCAGAGGCUUUGCCCCAAGGGAGCCAACAUCCAGGAGAGGGGUCAAUGGGGUCAGAGGGUAUAGACUGAGGUCACGUGCACGUGCAUGAGUGGUAUAAAAGAAGGGUUACUGAAAUCCCAAUAAUAAACACACAAAUCCAACUUGCAUACAUGUACUCAGCUAAAAUAUACAGUACAUGACAAAACGGUUAUGUAUUUAAAGGUUCACUCAGUAAUUUUUAUGUAGUGCUGACUAAUAUGACAGUUGUCUUGGGUUUUACUAAUGCUUAUUGGCAUGGAUGCAGCAAAAUCACAAAGACAAAAGUUUUCACUAACAGAUACCAUUGCAGUAAUGCCUAUUUGCAGUCUGCCAUGAUUAAUCUGUUCUGUGAGAAAAAGUGUUCAAUAACAGCGAGGUUUCCGAGAUGAAAUGAGUAGGACUCGUCUGGUUAUUUGGUGUUAAUGUUUAAGCCCUUAUGAGGUGACCAACUCCAUGUAGAUUAAAACAGCUUUUUUAGGCUACUGAUAUGACUGGAGUCUUCCUCUCAUUUAAGUGCAAAUGAUUUCAAACAUAUUUUCAAAAACUACUAUGUCUUUCUUUGUGUAAAACUUUUUAAUAAGGAAAAAAUUACUGAGUGAACCUUUAAGCUUUUUAUUUUCAGUUCUGAGAAACACUUAUUUAUAGUACUAGUCAAACCUAACAGCAUCAGAACAGCAAAUACAUUUGAACAAUUUCAUGAAAAUACACAUUUACUGAUUAUUUAGAAUUAAGCAAAAAGAAAAUGCUGGAAUGUUAUAUCCUUCCAGUCACUAUGCUUUUUGAUUCAUAUGUUGUCAGUGUACUUUAACUUUAUUCUUGCUAUUGCCAUUAAAGUGUGAAUACAAACCAUGAACAUUGACUGUGGAUGAUUUCACUUGAAGGGCACUCGCAGUGCAUG
This is a messenger RNA of Myxocyprinus asiaticus (Chinese sucker), 2641 nucleotides long. RefSeq names its product papilin-like. Gene Ontology annotation, biological process: extracellular matrix organization. Gene Ontology annotation, molecular function: metalloendopeptidase activity; serine-type endopeptidase inhibitor activity. NCBI's taxonomy places the organism in Eukaryota, Metazoa, Chordata, Actinopteri, Cypriniformes, Catostomidae. The transcript has 14 exons. The record is from RefSeq and is a predicted model, not a curated record. The coding region runs from base 101 to 1813 and encodes 570 amino acids. Gene Ontology annotation, cellular component: extracellular matrix.